UUACAUUUCACUUGGUUACAGUCUGACUGAGGAUUUUAAUCAUUCAGAGCCACAGUGAAAACAAUUCUCCCUGCAAUCACUCUUAACUGAUAUUCGCUAACUUUGGGCAUGUCAGCUUCUGCAUCCAGCGAAAAUAGUCCUUUCUGAGAUGGCAUCUGCGAUUCAUCUACUCAGAACUUAAUGAAGUUGGUGACAAUGUGACAAUGUGGAGAAAUCAUGUCAGAAAAUGUGGUGUGUACUGGAAAUGUCAAUGCUGUAAAGGAAGUUUGGGAAAAAAGAAUACAGAUACUCAAUGAAGACCUGAAGCGAGAGAAGGAAUUUCAACAGAAGCUUGUGAGGAUCUGGGAAGAACGAGUAAGCUUAACCAAGCUAAAAGAAAAGGUCACCAGGGAAAACGGAAGAGUCAUUUUGAAGAUAGAAAAAGAGGAAUGGAAGACCCUUCCUUCUUCUCUACUGAAACUGAAUCAGCUACAGGAAUGGCAACUGCAUAGAACUGGUUUGUUGAAAAUUCCUGAAUUCAUUGGAAGAUUCCAGAACCUCAUUGUGUUAGAUUUAUCUCGAAACGCAAUUUCAGAGAUACCUAGAGUAAUAGGACUGCUUACUAGACUUCAGAAACUGAUUCUUAGUUACAACAAAAUCAAGACUGUCCCCAUGGAACUAAGUAACUGUGCCAGCUUGGAGAAACUAGAACUUGCUGUUAACAGAGAAAUAUGUGAUCUUCCACAAGAGCUCAGCAAUUUGUUAAAGCUUACUCACCUUGAUCUGAGUAUGAACCAUUUCACUGCAAUCCCUCCUGCUGUGUUGAACAUGCCUGCCCUUGAGUGGCUUGACCUGGGGAGCAACAGACUGGAACAACUUCCUGAUACUAUAGAAAGAAUGCAAAAUUUACAUACAUUGUGGCUGCAACGGAAUGAAAUAACAUGCUUGCCAGAAACUAUCAGCAAUAUGAAAAAUCUGGGUACUCUUGUUCUCUGCAACAAUAAACUGCAAGAUAUUCCAGUGUGCAUGGAAGAAAUGACCAACCUGAGGUUUGUCAACUUCAGAGACAACCCACUGAAAUUAGAAGUAACGCUUCCUCCCAGUGAAAGCAUAGAGGAAGAGGAACAGGAAUUAUUUGGCCUUCAGUUCAUGCACACAUACAUACAGGAGUCACGGAGAAGAGCAGACAACCAAGUCAACUGUUUGACGACUUUACCAAUCUCUAUAAAUACUGAUGGAUAACAUAACUCAAGAUGCCUUGCUCAAGAAGAUUACUUUGGGAAUUUGGUGAAUUCUCUAAUGUCUCCACUUCUCAAGUAAAAAAGCUAUUACCAAAGUUCAAUGAGGCCACUACCUUUUUUAAAGUUCAUAUUAUCUGCUAUUAAAUAAUAUUUUCAUGAAUAUAAAAAUACAAUUUAAAAUAUAUUUUGUAUCUUUUGGUGGAAGACAGAUGAUGUUCAAAAUUUCUUUUCCAUUAAACAGUUGUUUUUGGUGAUGAAGAAUGAUUUGGUAAAGCAGUUAACAAUACAUUUUCUAAAGACACUAGAGGGUCUGUAUAGUACUGUAGAGCAGGACGGAAUCCCUUGUGCUGCAAAUACUCGAUUCGACCUUGGUCAAUCAGCAAUUUACAAAGAUGCCCUAUUUUCUUCUUUUCUCCAACAGUAAGAAACCUAAAUUGAAAAAACACACGUAAAACAUUGUUAGAAUUUUGUAAAAGUUUAUAAAAAAUCAUUUCAGUCACUUCUAUUUAUUGAUAAGCUGCUAGAUAACCUACAAUAUACUACGUGCUAUGUAUGUCCCAUACAUUUUAUUUAUGAUCACAAUAAAAAUGUGUGUAUUUUAACUUAC
Molecule: messenger RNA, 1827 nt
Organism: Rhinolophus ferrumequinum (greater horseshoe bat)
Lineage: Eukaryota; Metazoa; Chordata; Mammalia; Chiroptera; Rhinolophidae
Gene: LRRC39
Product: leucine rich repeat containing 39
Exons: 9
Coding region: 217-1221 (334 amino acids)
Molecular function (GO): protein binding
Source: RefSeq, a predicted model, not a curated record